Molecule: messenger RNA, 1670 nt
Organism: Artibeus jamaicensis (Jamaican fruit-eating bat)
Lineage: Eukaryota; Metazoa; Chordata; Mammalia; Chiroptera; Phyllostomidae
Product: patr class I histocompatibility antigen, B-2 alpha chain-like
Exons: 7
Coding region: 1-1272 (423 amino acids)
Biological process (GO): antigen processing and presentation of endogenous peptide antigen via MHC class Ib; antigen processing and presentation of endogenous peptide antigen via MHC class I via ER pathway, TAP-independent; immune response
Cellular component (GO): external side of plasma membrane
Molecular function (GO): peptide antigen binding; signaling receptor binding
Source: RefSeq, a predicted model, not a curated record
AUGCAUGUCAUGCGGUCCCCGAGCCUCCUCCUGCUGCUGCUCUCGGGGGCGCUGGCGUUGACGGGGCCCGGGCGGGUGAGCGCGAGGUCGGGAGGGGGCGGCCUCUGCGGGGAGGAGCGACCCCACCGCCCGGGACCGGACCCGGGAUCCCGCCCCCGGUCCCCGUUUCCGUCCCCGCGACCGCGGACCCGGGACCGGCUCCGGGCGGAGCGUCCCCGGUCUCACCGCGCCCCGCCCGCAGGCCCGCACUCCCUGAGCUACUUCUACACCAGCGUGUCCCGGCCCGGCCUGGGGGAGCCCCGCUUCUUCGCCGUCGGCUACGUGGACGGCACCGAGUUCGUGAGGUUCGACAGCGACGCUGCGAACCCGAGGAUGGAGCCGCGGGCGCCGUGGAUGGAGGGUCCGUGGGUGGAGGAGGUGGACCCGCAGUACUGGGAGGAGCAGACGCAGAUCUGCAAGGAAACCGCACAGCUUUACCUAGGGAACCUGAACAACCUGCGCGGCUACUACAACCAGAGCGACCACGGGUCUCACACUUACCAGGAGAUGUACGGCUGCGACCUGGGGCCGGACGGGAUCGUCCUCCGCGGGUACGACCAGUUCGCCUACGACGGCGCCGACUACAUCGCCCUGAACGAGGACCUGCGCUCCUGGACCGCGGCCGACACGGCGGCUCAGAACACGAAGCGCAAGUGGGAGGCGGCCGGUGCAGCGGAGCAAGUGAGGACCUACGUGCACGGCCGGUGCAGGGAGUCGCUCCUGCUGUACCUGGAGCGCGGGAAGGCGGCGCUGCAGCGCACAGAGCCCCCAGAGGCACGAGUGACCCGCCACCCCACCUCUGAGCAGGAGGCCACCCUGAGGUGCUGGGCGCGGGACUUCUACCCUGCGGACAUCGCCCUGACCUGGCGGCGGGACGGGCAGGACCAGACCCAGGACACGGAGCUGGUGGAGACCAGGCCCUCGGGGGACGGGACCUUCCAGACGUGGGCGGCCCUGGUGGUGCCUCCCGGGGAGGAACAGAGAUACACGUGCCACGUGCAGCACGAGGGGCUACGGGAGCCCCUGACACUGCGAUGGGAGCCUCCUCCUGAGACCAGCACCAUCAUCAUCAUUGUGGGCGUCCUCUGUGUCCUGGUCCUGCUUGGAGCUGUGGCUGCAGCUGUGAUGUGGGGGAGGAGGCGCUCAGGUGGACAAGGAAGGAGCUACGCUCAGGCUGCCAGCAGUGACAGUGACCAGGGCUCUGAUGUGUCUCUCACAGCUUGUAAAGCAUGAGACAGCUGCCCUGUCGGGGAAUGAGUGACUGAAGGUUCCUCACACACACACACCCGCCAGCCCCUGUUUGUCACUUCAGGGACAUCUCACUUCUGCUUCUGCAGCUGACACCUGAAUGUCUGUGUUCCCAUCAGCAUCACUGGGAGGGGGGAGGCAGGCCCGCCCCGCCCACCAGCCCCCUCCCCACCUGUCCCUGCUCCAGCAGAGGGCCCGGCCCCCCAGCCCUGUCUGUGCUUCCUGGUGCCUGAGCUGCAGCUUCUCAAUCUCUCACCAAAAUGAGGCUCUGGGUGGAAAUUUAUUUUCUCAAUGCUUGCCCUGAGUGGUUGAUGUGUUAAUUAAAAAGCUGAAGAUCCUAAGUUUUGAAGGAAAUAAAUGGACUCAUUGAGAAGUUUGCAGAA